Molecule: messenger RNA, 2088 nt
Organism: Colius striatus (speckled mousebird)
Lineage: Eukaryota; Metazoa; Chordata; Aves; Coliiformes; Coliidae
Gene: MRRF
Product: mitochondrial ribosome recycling factor
Exons: 7
Coding region: 277-1056 (259 amino acids)
Biological process (GO): translation
Cellular component (GO): mitochondrion
Molecular function (GO): ribosomal large subunit binding
Source: RefSeq, a predicted model, not a curated record
GGGCCGGGGCGGCUGCGCGGCCCCCGGGGGUCGGUGCCGUGGGGCUCGGAGGCACGGCCCCAGCACGGGGGUUGGGUACCCGCCAGGACCAGCCUCGGAGCGUCGGGGAGUGCCGGUGCAGCGGGGGGAACACGCCACAGAGAAUGGCCCCGGCUGCAAUAGAUGUUGUCAGCUCGGAGGGGGCGGGUUGGGGUCCUCAAACCUCGUGUGACAGAGAUUGAUGUUUCUACUGAGCCGGUGUGCGGGUAGCGGCGAGCUAGAGGAGAGCUGUGAAGGAUGGCGACGGCACUGAGAUGCUUCCGUCACCUGCCCUCCCUGCUCUACCGCUCAUCGCUCGCAGCGACACGGGGGCUGCCACAGGCUCCCGUGUGCUGUCCAGCCCUGCUCCUGGAUGGCUGCAGGCACGGUGUCCCUCAGCUGCUGCUGGCCAGACAGCUGGCUACCAAAAAAGCUAAAGGUAAAGGACAGAGCCAAGCCAAGGUGAAUGUCAGUGCUGCCCUAGUUGAGGAUAUUAUCAAUUUGGAGGAAACCAAUGAAGACAUGCAGGCAGUGAUAGAAGCUCUGAAGGAAGAUUUCAGCAGAAAUCUCAGUGUUAGGACUUCACCAGGGGCCCUUGAUCACAUCAUCGUGAUGACAAAGGAUGGGAAGUUUCCUCUAAACCAGCUGGGGCAGAUCUCACAGAAGUCACCUCAGCUCAUCAUAGUGAACAUGACCAAUUUUCCAGAGAGCACAGCUGCAGCUACGAAGGCUAUAAGGGAGAGCGGCAUGAACCUGAACCCAGAAGUGGAUGGGACCAUAAUUCGGGUGCCAGUCCCUAAAGUAACGAGGGAGCACAGGGAGAGCCUGGCCAAGCUUGCCAAGCAGUCCACCAACAAGUCCAAAGAGGCUCUGAGAAAGGUGAGAAGCAAAAGCAUCAACCAGCUAAAGAAGUUCAAGAACAAAGUGUCUGAAGAUACUCUCUGGCUGCUAGAGAAGCAGAUCCAGCAAAUGACAGACAGUGCUGCAGCAGAGAUGGACAAGCUACUGGCAGCAAAGACCAAGGAGCUGCUUGGAUAAACACCAUCCCAAUGGACACAUUUCCCCCUCGAGCCAGAUUGGACUAUCACCUGAGGCAGCAGCCCAGGGCAGCUCUGCCAGACCUCCAGAGCAGCAGCUCUGUGCUUUGGCUGCUCCCCUUCCUCACCAUGGACGAUACUGGAGGGAGAGGGGACCCUUCUCGCUGUUCAUCAUCCCAGUGGCAACAGGAUUGGGUGAACUUGAUUAAAAUGAAAGAUAGAAGGAAAGGGUCUCACAGGAGCUGUGAACACCCUGCAUGGAGGAGCUGCUGCUGUCCUGCUGCCACAGCAUUUGGAUGCAAAAUAAAGUCAAACCAAGGUGUGGAAGAGCAGCCUUGGGGCAGCCAGUUCCUGGGCAGUGUGUCCGCUUGGGUUCACGUGUUCCAAGAGAGGCAUUUGGCCACAGCACUGGCCAGCAGAGUUAUCUGCAGCCUGGCCACUGGGAAGGCAUAGGGGAGCUCAACACCAACCAGGGGCAGGGCAGACAGGCUGUGCCUUUGGGUUUGUGGGCAGGGAACUGGAACCAGUGCUGUCAGCACAGCCAGGACUGAAGAGAAUGAAAACCAACACAGGCUCUUUCCAAAACCAGCAUCUGCCCUCCCUGAACACUGCAAAUGCAAGCCACUGGAUUUUAAGAAGAAGAAAAGGUAGGAACAGAGCAGAGUCCUAAGCACAUGGCACAGCUCAACUCCUCAGUACCAGCAGGUUCUUCCCAGACAGCAGCAAAGGGCCUCCCUACAGCCUCAGGCCACGGCAGGAGGAGGGAAGGCAGUGGCCAACCCUGCAACUCCCCCCUCAAGGCACUUGGGUUCAAAGAGCACUGAGUGCUCUGCAGUCCUUAAAUAAACAACUCCCAAAAAUGUAGUUUGUGCACAGUGGGGAGGGGGAGGAGGAUGAAGGAUUUGCUCUGCAGGGCCCCACAUGUCAACAAUUUCUCUGCUUUGUGUACUUUGGCCCAGGCACUUACCAUGAUAAAUGAAUAAAGGAAAGUGGCAGACCCAGGGCGGUUACGGGGCUCCCAAAAUUGCCUUCA